This is a messenger RNA of Morone saxatilis (striped sea-bass), 2969 nucleotides long. RefSeq names its product NOP14 nucleolar protein homolog (yeast) (gene nop14). Lineage: Eukaryota; Metazoa; Chordata; Actinopteri; Moronidae. The transcript has 19 exons. Gene Ontology annotation, biological process: maturation of SSU-rRNA. The record is from RefSeq and is a predicted model, not a curated record. The coding region runs from base 184 to 2814 and encodes 876 amino acids. Gene Ontology annotation, cellular component: Noc4p-Nop14p complex; nucleolus; small-subunit processome.
GCAGCUCCUGUAUGCUUCUCUGUUUUGAACUCUGACCUCAAACUGUGCACGCUGGGAAUGGAAACAACGUGGAUAGCAAAAGAUUAAAGUAAUAUUUAUUAAAUUCAGAGUUGGCAGAGCGUUAGUGUCCCAUGUUUUCUUCCGCCUGGAUUCAAUAACUGUGCUCCUGAACGCGGCUGAAAGAUGGGGAAGGUGCCUAAGAAGAGGAACCUCGCUGACAAGGUCCGCAAAACCAAGACCUCCACCGAGAUCAAAAACAACCCGUUUGAGGUGAAAAUCAACAGGAAGAAGUUUGAUGUUCUGGGGAGAAAGACCAAGCAUGAUGUGGGUCUGCCCGGUGUGUCUCGAUCCAAAGCCAUUAAUAAGAGAAAAGAAACCCUCCUUAAGGAAUACAAACAGAAGAACAAGUCCAACAAAUUAAUUGACAAACGCUUUGGAGAGUAUGACACCAAGAUGGCACCAGAAGACAAAAUCCUGCAGAGGUUCGCGAUGGAGAGACAGCGUGUCCAUGAAAAGAAGGAUGUGUACAACCUGAACGAGGAGGAGGAGCUGACUCAUUAUGGCCAGUCGCUGGCUGAAAUGGAGAAAUACAAUGACAUUGUGAAUAGCGAUGAUGAAUCGGAAGAGAAAGGGCUUUUGUCAGCUGAGCUGACCGCCUCCCACUUCGGAGGAGGAGGCCUCCUCAGAAAGAGAACAUCAGGGGAUCAGCAGGAGGAAGAAGGAAGCCAGAGGGCCAAGUCCAGACAGGAGCUCAUUGAAGAGCUCAUCCAGAAGUCCAAGCAGGAGAAGCGGGAGCGUCAGGUGCAGAAAGAGGAGGCACAGGAGCUGACUGAGAAACUGGAUCAAGAGUGGAAGAGCAUCCAGUCUCUGAUGGUGAAAAAGACGCCCAAAGCUGAAUCUGACGACAAACCAGAGGAGAAGCCCAAGCUGGAAGAGUACGACAUGAUGGUCAGAGAGCUCGUCUUCGAGAUGAAGGCUCAGCCCUCGGAGAAGAUGAAAACCCCGGAGGAGCUCGCCCGGGAGGCGAGGGAGAAGCUGCAGAAAUUAGAGGCUGAUCGUCUGAGGAGGAUGAUGGGAGAUGAAGUCGGGGACACUGCACAGAGUCUGGUCCACAUGUCUGCUGAUGACCUCAAUGAUGGUUUCGUCCUGGAUAAGGAAGACCAGAAGACCCUGGCUUAUCAGGAUGGAAAAUGGAACAUUGGAGAGAAGUCUGAGGAUGAGGAUGAGGAUGAAGAUGAAGAAGAGGGAGAGAGUGGUGGUGAGGAGGAGGAGGAGGAGGAGGAAUCGGAGGCAGAGGAGGGCGAUGGAGAAGAAGAAGAAGAUGACGAAGAGGAUGAGGAGCAGGAGGGCAGCAGUGAAGAAGAAGAUGGCCACUCGGACCUGGAGUCAGAGCAAGAAAGCGAGGAUGAGGAGAGAAAACAGGAGGAUGAAGAGGCCAGUGCCAAACCAAAAAAGAUUCUGAGCAAAGAGGAGCUGAAGGCCCAGCAGGACGCCGCUAAAGCAGAGCUCCCAUACACCUUUACUGCUCCUGAAAGCUACAGCGACCUGAAAGAUUUGCUUCAUGGCCACACCCCGGACAACCAGCGCCUCAUCGUGGCCAGGACUCAGAAAUGCAACCAUCCUAGUCUGGCUGUAGGCAAUAAGCUCAAACUGCAGAAACUGUUCGGCUUUCUCUUGGAGUACAUUGGAGAACUGGCCACCAGGAGUCCACCUGAACUCACCACCAUAGAUAAGCUCAUACCAGAGUUGUACAGUAUGUGUCAGAUUUACCCGGAAGCAGCCUGCAAGGCCAUGCAGGGCAUCCUGGGAGACGCUGGUCAUAGCAUGGAGGAGGAGCUUGAGGUCAAAGGGCACGUUGCGUUCCCAACACUAGACAUGCUUAUCUACCUGAAGGUGACGGCCCUGCUGUUUCCUACCUCUGACUUCAGACACCCUGUUACCACUCCAGCGCUGCUUUACAUCAGCCAGGCUCUCACCAAGUGUCCAGUGAAAUCAUUACAGGACGUGACGUCAGGUUUAGUGCUGUGCUGUCUGGCGGUGGAGUACGUCUCUUUUUCAAAGCGUUUCCUGCCCGAGCUCAUCAACUUCCUGGCUGGAACGCUACAUCUGGCCGUGAAGGACAAGACCUCUUUAGGUUAUGCUGUGGUGCCGCCCUUUAGGCCGUCGGGGAAGUGCAGUGACCUGUUGGUGUUGUCAGACUCCGAGUCCUGCAAGAGCUGGAGCAAGAAGAGCCUUCCGUUGUCGGCCACCCAACACCUGGACCUCAAAAAUGACCUCGACAGAGAUCACCAUAGGUUGAUGUGUCUGUCUACUUGCCUGGACCUUGUGAAGCGGUGCUGCCUGCUCUACAAAGACCUCAUGUCCUUCACAUUCAUCUUCCAGCCAAUCAGAACACUGCUUUCCAAACAUCUUUCAGCCCAAGCAUUACCAGAGCUUUUACAGGAGCUUCACAGGGAGAUCCUGGAGACCAUCAGCAGCGUACCUGUGUCUCACAGUCGGCUAGUUUUGGAGAAGAAGAAGCCAAUUCCCCUGAAGCUGCUCACGCCCAAGAUAGUUGAAGUGUUGGACUAUGGAAAGAAGCGUGGCAGCACCAGAGAGGAGAGAGAGAAGGAGCGAUUGAAGCACAAGUACAAGAAAGAGUUCAAGGGCGCUCUGAGGGAGAUCAGGAAGGACUCGCGCUUCCUGGCCAGAGAGAAGCUCAACGAGGUCAUGAACAGAGAUGCAGAGAGGAAGAGGAAAGUGAGGGAACUCUUUGGCAGUUUGGCCACUCAGGAGGGAGAGUGGAAGGCCCUGAAGAGGAGGAAGAGGAAGUGAAAUACAGAAUCUCAUCUUCAUCAGUUCUCUCCAUCACUUGUUACCUGUCAAAUGGACAUGACCUUGCCAGAUUGAACAAGGUUGAAAUUUGUGGAACUGCGAACUGUACGGAUUAUUUUUUAAUCAUGAGGAUAAAUUCAACUUGUUGCAACACA